Messenger RNA from Gloeophyllum trabeum ATCC 11539, 243 nucleotides. RefSeq lists its product as uncharacterized. Lineage: Eukaryota; Fungi; Basidiomycota; Agaricomycetes; Gloeophyllales; Gloeophyllaceae. The transcript has a single exon. The record is from RefSeq and is a predicted model, not a curated record. The annotation marks the transcript as partial.
CCGACCAUGGCACACAGUCUCUCCCCGAAAUGCACACCUCUCAAGCACAAAUACGACGCCUGCUUCAACGCGUGGUUCGAGGGCUACCUCGAGCGCGCUGUCUCGUCCGCCACCGCGCCGUCCGAGGAGCGCCAGGCGUCCUCACGGCGCAAGGCGGGGGAGUAUGAAGCUAGCUGCUGGAAGAUUUGGACGAGCUACUGGGAGUAUGUGCAGGUGCCUCUCUUAAGCUUUGGUAGCGGGCGG